CUUAUCUCGGGUACCAGACUUCGCGGCUCAUUGCUCUAGCCAUCUCCCAGCCCCCUGCAGACAACUCCAGGGAAGCAUCGGAAGACUUGAAGCUUCCUUUUCCAAAUGCUUUAUUGUUUGUUCGGGAGCCAAGGGCGACAUCAUUAUUCAUAUUCAUGGGAUAUUAAUUGCUACUGAGAAAGAAGAAGGAGCCAGAAAGCAGCAAGGCAAGCGGGGCGGGGCGAGGCGAGGCGAGAAAGACAGAGAGAAAGAAAAAAAGAAAGAGAGAGAACAAAACGAAGCGAAGCCAAUUUUUCUUCUGUCUACCGGCGCAGAGGGCACGUUAAUGCUUUGCUAGGGCAUCCCUUUUCCACGCCCCGUGGUUCACGGCGAGGAGACCACCGUGAACGCGAGCGGCUGUGUAAGCCUGCGAAAGAGCGGAAGGGAGUCCCCUGGCGGCAGGGCACUGCACUGCAGAGCGCCUCGGGAGGACUCUGAUUCGCCGCCAGUUUCAGGCUAUAGAGGCUGGGAUGCAGCUUAAAGUCUCAUAGCUUUCUUUCCCCCUUCCUUUUUUCCAGCUGAAAUGAUUCGGACAGCGCUCUGGGGCUCUGACACCCAGCCGCUUGUAUUGCAUCGCUUGGCUUCCCCUCCCCUCCCCUUCCCACUUCUCCUCCCCCUUUCUUCCUUUUCUCUCCCUUCCCCCUAAAGAGAUGAUCAGCCAAGGUCUUUCCAGAUAGAUUUUAUCGAAACUUAAAGAGCAGCCAUCGCCGGGCACUUGCUGGCCAAUAAGUCAUUUUUAAUAGAGACAAAUCACUCGGAACGCCCAGGAGGCAAUACCGGUGGCUACUGCUGGUGCCGCUGGCUGCUGCAAAAAGACGCGGGCGGUCCGGACAGCCUCAGGUCUCCUUCCUCUUGCAAGUUUCCUGCCAUCGUGACGUCCCUGGGCGAUUCCCUUCCGAAACCGGCGGCACCUGUUUCCACGGGACCUCUGUCCAUAUCAUGGAGCAACCGCGCCGAGGGGACCCUGUCCGAGCACCCGAGCCCGCGUAGCUGGCUUUGACUGCUGUGCUGAUUUCUUUUCCUAUGGACUAUUGCCAGAGAUCGACAUCUGCUUUCGGACCCCAUAUGCAGCUGAAGCGAGCUGUCCUGGCUCUUUAAAGUAGAUGCCGGGUGGAUCUAUGGUUCUGGCGAAACAGAGAGGGAGCCCGAGCAGCGCGAAGGAAGUUUGAGCCGCGAGGAUGCAGCCCACAUAUUGGUACGCGGUGCUUCUGCUGCAACCUGUGCUGUACCUGGUCACCUGUGCAAAUUUAAGCAGUGGUGGCAAAUCAGAACUUCUAAAAGCAGGCAGUUCCAAAUCCAUACUAAAGCAUAUAUGGACAGAAAGCAGCAAAGACUUAUCAAUCAGCCGGCUGCUGUCACAGACUUUUCGCAGAAAAGAAAAUGAAACAGAUUUGAGUAUGCGGUAUGAUGCUCCCGAAACUUAUUCGGAGCAAGAUUUAUGGGAGUGGCUGAGGAACUCCACGGAUCUUCAAGAGCCUCGAUCCAGAGCAAAGCGACGGCCCAUUGUCAAGACUGGGAAGUUUAAGAAAAUGUUUGGCUGGGGCGAUUUUCAUUCCAAUAUCAAGACAGUCAAGCUAAACCUACUGAUAACUGGGAAAAUAGUUGAUCAUGGCAACGGGACAUUCAGUGUUUACUUUAGGCAUAAUUCAACCGGCCAAGGGAAUGUAUCAGUGAGCUUGGUGCCCCCAACCAAAAUAGUAGAAUUUGACUUGGCACAACAAACAGUGAUUGAUGCCAAAGAUUCCAAGUCCUUCAACUGCCGCAUUGAGUAUGAAAAGGUUGACAAAGCCACCAAGAACACGCUCUGCAACUAUGAUCCUUCUAAAACAUGUUACCAGGAGCAAACCCAAAGUCACGUCUCAUGGCUCUGCUCCAAGCCCUUUAAAGUAAUCUGUAUUUACAUUUCCUUUUAUAGUACAGAUUAUAAACUAGUACAGAAAGUAUGCCCAGAUUACAACUACCAUAGCGACACGCCAUACUUCCCUUCGGGUUGAAGCAGACCAUACAUCUAAGACUGAGGAUCCCAAGGAAUAAAAUAAAUCAAAUCAAAUAAAAGAGGUCAUAUGACAGGGCUAUUACCUCAAAGAAGAAGGCCACAACUUUUGCCCAGAAUGUGUCUACAUUUUGCUGCUGAUAUCAACUGGCUGCAAAUAUGUUAACGGAAGCCAAUCUAAUCAUUUCUGCCCAGUCAGCUCCAUUACAUAUCAGUCCAGUUGUAAAUCACUAUUUUAAAUGAUGCCACAUAUGGUUUCUCUUUCUCUUUCCUUCUUCCUCUUUGCAUCUACAGAGGUACCUCUUAAGAUGACUUUCAUCGUCUGACAUGUUCAGGAUCAUCUGUCAUCAAGCAAAACAGAUUAAUUAGCUAAAGAAUGGUUAUGGAAAUAACCAAUGUUAUGGAAAUCUAAGUCUUGAAUACAUGAUAAUCAGUAAUCCCCAUUCAUGCAUUCCUUCACUUGAAGUAGCUGUACUGGUAAAUAUUACUGUGUAGGAGUAAUUGCUUGUUCAAAACUGGGAUGGGGGUGGGUGGCAGGGGAUAUGUGUGUGUUUAGAGUUCAGUAGUUCUCUUGAUAUGAACACAAUUUAGGAUAGUGACUUUUCUCCAGCACACUGUGGGCACAUUCAAGGUGAUGUUAGGUGGCUCUUAUUCUGCAGGGGGGGCCUAUUGAACAAAUAAAGAUGAGCAAACAUUUGGAAUUUACAUGUUAACAGACCUGAUGAUUUUUUGCGUCCUGAUAGUCAUCACUUCAGACAGAUAGGUUCAACUUGGCAGUCAUCCCCAACUGAGAAGUCCUACAGUCACCAUGUAGGAAAGAAAAAUGCCUGAAAGGCAACCUGUAAGUUGUAAAUGUCUGUCUUAUCUUUAUUACACAAUAUUGUAACAAAUUCAAUAUCCUAGUCCUCAUUUGUAUGAAUGGUUUGUAUUGUACAUAGUUUAACCAGUGUUAUUUCAGCUGCUAAUUAAUAUUAACUUGUAAUUGUCUCUUUCUCUCUCCUCUCUUUCUUCUGCUUAUUAUAGGUUAAAAACAAAACAAGGAAAUGAGGAAUCCAUUUUAUCAAUGUAGCUGUAAACUCCAUUUAAGAAGACAGCAUUCUGUACAAAGCAUAUAUUCAGCUAAAUUAUUGUUGAGAGCUAUACACUUACAACAUUUACAGUCUGUCUGUAUUUAGACUUUUUCUUUCCAGGUGAAAAAUAUUGAAAUGUACAUAAAAAUAAAAUACUGAAAUUCAGUUUCAA
This is a messenger RNA of Pantherophis guttatus, 3274 nucleotides long. It is a transcript of the gene NXPH1, whose product is annotated as neurexophilin 1. Gene Ontology annotation, molecular function: signaling receptor binding. The record is from RefSeq and is a predicted model, not a curated record. NCBI's taxonomy places the organism in Eukaryota, Metazoa, Chordata, Lepidosauria, Squamata, Colubridae.